ACAACGGCUUGUAUUUCCUGACACCGGGGCAAACCAGAUUCUUACUCCUUCCCUUUCAUCUUUCAUCUUUCAUCCUGUGGAUCUUUAUAUCUUCGUGCUACAUAAUUCUUACUACUGGGGGAAACACUUUAUUCCAAUUCAUACCAGAAAUUCAUGAGAUGUCAUGGUUUGACCAAUCGGCUGAGGCUUCGGUGGCUUAGUGCCGGAUACGACGGGAAUUUUCCCUUAUAGUAUUGUGUCGUCGUGAAUUUGUUAGAAGAGUGGCUAUUUACACUGAAGUCUUUAUUUGAUAUCUUGGGCUCAGCAAUAGGCUGAAGUUCAAGUGACAUCGGGAGGAUUCUAUAUAUCUUCAGAAUCCUGCUGAAUGUUGUUGGUGGGUGGUUACCAAAACUGGACUCCCUCGGCAUUGAAAACUUAUCCCCGUGAAUGUUGCUCAGCGCAGACUGUGCAAUCCACUUGGAGGAGGAAAGUCUAGAAUUUCGCAAAACCGUCAUGAAAGUGACCCUCGUUGGCAGGUUGGUCCAGCGUAGAACAUGCCGACAAUGUUUUCUGGCUCCCUCGCCAGCACCAGGUACGCCAUCCAACCCUAGAAACGAUAAAGAUCCUUCGGAGGAAAAAGGUGCGUCUCUCCGUUUCGUAGAAGCAGAAUCUGGAACGGGCUAAACUUGAGCUUCCAGAUGGCAACAGUUCGGCGAUCAGAUUCAGAUUCCCGAGAGGUUUGACCGAAUGCGGAAAAGCGGAAUUUCAAAAAUGCUGUGAUAAAAGUUUAUCGUAUUUUUGGCAAGCGCAAGCGGUUCAGGAACGCGUCUUGCAAGACCAGAUCUAACCUAAACUAGAUCUAGGCUCGAGGCUCCUUGUCGCCUUGUGGGAAUCUCAUCGACAGAUCUGCUUCGCUCUGUAAUUUUCUGCUUGUGACUUGAGAUUGACCGAUUGAGAUUGCAGUCCUUUACUUCACCUUUUCUUCCCCGGACAGCAAGGCACGGUUGCCCGUCACCUUCAAUGUUCAUGCGUUUAACUCAAUCCACGGCAUGUCAACUCUGAGGAUUGUCUCCUGAUGCCCACUUCGAACGCUUCCUUAGAAUCGCUUUCAACUCCUUACUCUGGGAUUUCUCCAUUUCCUCUACACUGGACUUGUCGAUAUCGAAAGUAUAGUUGGUUUGUGUGUAUCUGUGUUGGUCUCAGUUGUUUACUCUCUCCCGCCUCGAAUUUUUCUUCUUCUCUUGCUCUUCUUCUUUUACUAGGAACCCCAUCGACUGAAUUGUGUUCACUUCCCAGCUUUCCCAGUUCGAACUCCAUGAUUUGCCCGCAAUAUAAUCCGGACUGUUCAAAAUGAGAAGCAAGUUUUCCAUCAAACAUUUACAAUCAAACCAUCAUCCCACUCAUGUCUUGCCUUUGAUCUGAUGUUCCUCCUCUUCUUAUCCCAUCAGUGCAUCUCUUAACUAUGCGGCUUGUACAUCUGCCAUGCAUCCUUCAUCAAUUAGCACCGGUCUCCUUAGACAUCCAUCCUUCACAUAUGCCAGACCGAUUCCUAGCUCUUCUUGUAGAGUUAUGAGCUUCCAACAAAUUUAAGACUAAUGUUAUUCCUCAUAUCGUUCCACACUUUGAUCAUGCUAGUCAGAGUGAGAGGUCAUGCUGUGAUUCCCAUGAGGUGUAAUAGAAGAUUAUCUAAGACUGACCUCUUGACGGAGUUUGUUCUGGUUCUAUCUAGCGAGUUCACUAACAUUUAAGAGGCCACAACUAUCCAUUCGUCGCUUCUCCCCCUUAUAAGCCUGUCUAUAUGCUUCACAGGAAGGAAAUAUCUACUCUGGGUCCCCCAACUUUUGACUUCCUGAGUGUUGCCCAAUCCACCAUAGGAACUCUGCUUUCCCUCCGUUGUUGGUUCCCUAUAACAACUCUGCUAAACUUGUGAAGCUCCUCUUGACUGGAAAAUGUGUGCUGCUCUGGCAACACUCACAAACUGGCAGUUAAUGGAACGGCCAAUAUCUUAGGUAAUUUUGAACCUUUUCACUACUGUAGAUAAUCUGUUUAGCAUAGAUUAUCUCGAUGGGAUAACCCAGUCAUUUGACAAUCUUCCUCUUCCUCGUGAUCCUACCACUUGUAUAUGAGACAACCCAAGUGCUUGGCGAACUUUCCUCUUCCUCGUCAUCGAACGAUUAGAUAAUAUCAUUCAUCUCGCAUUUUUUUUAAUCUAAAUGCCCUUUUCAUGACUCACAUGACUCACAUGUCAUCGUAAGAAGCUAAUUCAAACACUCUUUCUUCCAUUCACCCUAGUUCAUUCUAUCUCUACCGACUCAUGCUUCCUAUCGACAUCAAGAGGAUUGUUGAAAUAGCUAAAAAAACAUGAGUGUAUAUGACACCGUCCACUCUAAUAUGAAUUAUUGCUCGUAGCUUGUUGGCUCGAUUAUGUUCCUCUUUGAACAUGUCCUUUGGUCAAUCAAAUAAUUCGGAAGCCUAAUUCUUCAAUGGUAGCCAAUAAAACGUGUGGUAUAUUCUGUCAAACGCUUUUUCAAUGUCGACUCAGAUGAAAAUGACAUCCGUAAAGGUCUCGCUUCACCUUCUUGUGCAACAUUUUGAUUGGUAGAAGAUUCUUCCCUUCCUUUAACCUUCUUCCACAUGUUGAGGAAUACUCAUUUAAAAAGAAUGAUCUAUAGGUCAACACUUCAGAGUUCCCGCUUGAUUGACCAUCUCAGAGGAUUUUGGGGUUAAGUGUACACUGAGAUUGGAAGAGGUCUAGUUGUGCUCUGACAUAUAGUAGCAUAGGAGUGAAAUGUCUUGCCAUGUUGAAGUCGAAUGUUGUCCCGCUUAUGUGAGGAAUGCAUGGUGUCUAAAGGUUCAUAUGCUAGUGGAAUGCGGGGUUUGAUGUAUUUCAUGGUCUACUCGGCCAGAUAUUGUGCAUACAAUAGGAUUGAUGAGUACAUUGCCAAUGAUGGCAAGGUGCAGUGGAAAACAAUCAAGUGAAAACUUUAAAAACUGUACUCUUGUUUGAUCGAUAUGGUGACAAGCUCAAACUUUAGGCUACGUGAAAGAGAUAUUGAUAGUUUCUAUGGGACCGA
Molecule: messenger RNA, 3053 nt
Organism: Marchantia polymorpha subsp. ruderalis
Lineage: Eukaryota; Viridiplantae; Streptophyta; Marchantiopsida; Marchantiales; Marchantiaceae
Source: the annotation of a GenBank genome assembly